UAAAAUGUUUGUGCAGUCGAUUAAAUGUGGAUUGUUUCGGAAAUGUGGAGUACUCUUGACGCACAAGAAUGGAACAGCUGAUCAGCUAGCGCCCGUUGUUCUACAACGACUUCUGUUCGAUAAAACAUAUCAUGUAAGCAGUGGACGACUUGGUGCAGUUAAACUGACACACAAUCAGAAACCAGACUGGAACAAAGCUGUCUCCGAAGCAGAAAAAAUAGUUGGAUACCCUACCUCAUUUCUCAGUUUACGGUGGCUUUUAAGCGACGAAAUUGCUAACGUUGCUCUCCACCUCAGGAAAUUAGUGGGUUCAAACCACCCUCUGCUGAAAACUGCUAAGGGUUUGUUAUACAAUGGUCGCAAUAACAUGCAAGCCUGGGGACUAAUUGUACUGCUAAUUUCCAAAGCUGCAGGGCAUUUGAAUGUGGAAGAAAUGGAGGAAGAUAAAGCAGCAGGAGUUCUACACAGUCAGCGAGCCUUAGCAGAAGUUACAGAAAUGAUCCGCACAAGUCACCUGGUCCAUAAAGGCAUGGUUAAUAUAUAUCCUGGCCUUUACCCUGAAGCUGCUGAUCUGGGUGAUAUGACUUUUGGCAACAAGAUUGCUUUGCUAAGUGGUGAUUACUUGCUGGCUAACUCUUGUAUGGAGCUGGCAUCUCUGCGCAAUCAAGAUCUGGUUGAGUUGAUGAGCAGUGCUGUGAGAGAUUUAGCUGAAGCUGAAUUUGUGGGAAGGCGAGACAAGCAGAACAAUCCAUUACCUUGGCCUCCAGGUACUCCAGGUUAUCGUGAUGCUGAAGAAGACUGGACAAUACGUAAUGUGCUUUCUGCUGGUAGCUUGCUUGGCAAAUCAUGUCAAGGAACACUCAAACUUGCAGGACAUGGACCGCAACUGCAGCAACAAGGGUACCUCUUUGGCAAACACCUUGCACUUGCUUGGCAGGCAUGCCUUGAUCUUGAACCUUUUGCAUCACAUUAUACACCAGAUUCGCCCUUUAACUUGACAUCAGCACCUAUAUUGUUUCAUUUAGAACAUGAUGCGACACUUUACAAGGAAAUAGAGAAAGGGCAUGAAUCGGUGCUGAAUGUCGAUUACACCAAGGUACACAGCAUUGUCCAAAAAGGCCCUGGAAUCAAACGUACAAAACAACUUCAAAAAAAGCACUCCCAGAAAGCAAUGGAAGUUCUAAAAGUGUUUGAUGAAAGUGAUGCUCGUACUGCACUGUCAAACAUUAUAGUUGCUAUGGGUGAACUGUAAGUGUAUGUACUGUGGAAAAAAAGUAAAUCAGUAGAAAAAUCAGGAUGGAGACUCCUGGAGGAGUACUUCUUCAUGGAGCCUUGCAGUUUGUGAUUUUUUUCAAAUGUGUUAGGCACCCCUACAUGUUUAUGAUCUAUCCUCAUGCAAAUAAGGCAAAAAACCUGAUAUAUGAAAUAUGUAAGACACAAAUAAUAAUAGAUGAGAUUUUAACAUCCAUUAUUUCAAUUUAAAGUGAAAA
Schistocerca gregaria is the source of this 1490-nucleotide messenger RNA. It is a transcript of the gene Pdss2, whose product is annotated as all trans-polyprenyl-diphosphate synthase PDSS2. Gene Ontology annotation, cellular component: transferase complex; mitochondrion. Gene Ontology annotation, molecular function: prenyltransferase activity. The transcript is spliced from 6 exons. NCBI's taxonomy places the organism in Eukaryota, Metazoa, Arthropoda, Insecta, Orthoptera, Acrididae. The record is from RefSeq and is a predicted model, not a curated record. Gene Ontology annotation, biological process: isoprenoid biosynthetic process; ubiquinone biosynthetic process. Bases 5 to 1252 code for a protein of 415 amino acids.